ACGUAUGCGCUUGGACCAGAGCUAGUUUGACGACGCUUCCGUGGUUACCACAGUAACGGAGCUCCAGCUGUUCGUGUGUACACUUGUUGGUACAAUAGCGAGUGAGCUUGCACAUAAACAAGAUACGUUACUUUUUAUAUCUCUGACAUUACCUUUUAUAGCUCUACAUAAAUUGGGUAAAUUUUUGGAAGUAAUACAAAUGCGGCCAACCAAGUAUUUCACCCCAACAGAGGUGUCCCUUCAUAACACCCUUGGCGACCUGUGGGUGUCAUACCUGGGCAAGGUGUACGACUUAACACCAUUGGUCAAUGAAUUUAAAGGGGAUGUACUUCUGAAGCCUAUCAUUGAGUGUGCAGGAAAGGACAUCAGUCACUGGUUUGACCCAAAGACAAAAGAUAUUCUGACCCACAUUGACCCACUAUCUGGGUGUGUGAAAUACUACACCCCUAGGGGGCGCUUUGUGCACGUGCCGCCUCCUUGCCCUCGUACUGACUGGACCAAUGACUUUGGGCGACCCUGGUGGAGAGAUACGCAAUAUGAGGUGGGACUACUUUCUGUCAAAACCAGGUGGAUCCGCAUCAUCAACACCCUCACAUCCCAGGAGCAGGGUCUGGAGGUGUGUUCCGAGGAGACCUUGAAUGAGAUUCUCCAGCGGUACCUCCGCUACAACUCUCAUGCCGCCAGCUACACUUGGAAGCACAACUGUGUCAACUUGGACAUGAGUAGAACGCUGGAGGCGAACGGCAUCCCCGACGAGGACGAGGACUUCUACAACACACGCAUGGACCGCGACCUCUUCUCCCAGUCCAUCUGCCUAUACUUCAACGACGACCUCACUGAACUUUGACCCCAUAUGUAAGGAUGUUAGAAAAUGGUGGUGAGCAAUACAAGCAGACAAUCUAUUAAAAUGUUGACUCACAAAAUACA
Molecule: messenger RNA, 927 nt
Organism: Salmo salar (Atlantic salmon)
Lineage: Eukaryota; Metazoa; Chordata; Actinopteri; Salmoniformes; Salmonidae
Gene: cyb5d1
Product: cytochrome b5 domain containing 1
Biological process (GO): cilium movement
Source: RefSeq, a predicted model, not a curated record